Miscanthus lutarioriparius is the source of this 426-nucleotide messenger RNA. The record is from the annotation of a GenBank genome assembly. NCBI's taxonomy places the organism in Eukaryota, Viridiplantae, Streptophyta, Magnoliopsida, Poales, Poaceae.
AUGGCACGGAAGAAGAAACAAAAUGAUCGGCAGCGGAUACUGGAAGAUACCGUCCUCGACUUCGAUCCCAAGCAAGGGGGCGAGUACUACACCAGAUUUACCUUCGCCGACCUCACAAAAUUCGAUCUCGACGAGGAGUGUCCAAAACGAGGACUCGCAUUGAUAGGUCCAAACUAUGUUGAGAUUGAUUUGAAGAUUAAGGAUCAUCAAGGGCAGGACAAAGAACUCAGUAAAGGAAAGUUAUCUAUCAAUGGCAUAGAGCGUCGACGGUUGAAGCAAUGUGUGCUUGAAAGUGACUCUCUUGCUACCAGGCUUAGUACUGUGGAUGUGCUUACCGGAGAAGGGGGAAGUGGUCAUGACUCCCCUCAACAACAACAACAACAACAACAACAACAACAACAACAACAACAACAACAACAACAAUGA